AUGGACUACAACUCCCAGCGUGCUUUGCGCGGCGCCGCUCUCGCGAGAGCCUGCGGACGCCCGCCCGGCGCUCCUGACGAGAGCGGGGACGGCCAAGAUGGCGGCGGGGGGAAUGGAGGGUCUUUUCGCGCUGGAGAUGGUGGUGGAGGCUGUGCGGGUGUCGGCGGCGCCGGACCCCGCGCUGCUCCCGGCCGUGGCGCUGCGCCUCUUGGAUUUCCCCGCCCUGUUGCUGCGCCCCGCCGCCGCGCCGCCCCUUCGGCCCGGGCAGCCGUUCCCCUUCGGCCGCGGCAAGCGCUGCCUGUUCCGAUGGCGCCGGGGCUCCCUGUGCGCCGCGCUCCGCCGGCGGCCGCUCCGCGCCCUACUCCUGGCGCUGCCCGCCGGCCCGGGCCGGCCCCGCCUCCUCGGCAGCUGCAGCAUCUCGUUGGCUCCCGCCGCUGCCGAGCUGCUGCAGGGGCCCGGGCCGCCCGACUCCCGCGGCCGCCGCGGGUGCUUCGCGCUGCGGGACCCCGCGGGCCACCCCGUCGGGGAGCUGGUCCUGGGCUACCGCCUCAGCAGCUUGGAGCCCGGCGGACAGCCGCCCCCGCCUAGCCCCGCCGGGCCCCGCGGGCUCACGCCGCCCGCUGCCUCCCCCGAGCCGGAGGAGGUGGCCGACGAGGAGGAGAAGGAGGAGGAGGGCGAGGAGGUGGAGGGCAACGUCUUUUGCCCUCCCGUUCUCUAUUACAGCCGAGAACCAGCCGAGCCUCAUCCGCAGUCAGAAGCGAAAGUUGGCGGGAGAUGGGAGCGUGUCGAGGCCGGGACACCCGAGGAGCCAGAAAAGGGCCCAAUCCCCCCACGUCCCAGUGCUGGGCCCUCUUUGCUGCACCCCACUAGCUCUUGGCAACUCCAUAGCACCCUGGGGCAGCUGCCGCUACUCAGUGCCUUGCUGGCAGAGCUCUCUGUGCUCGCCCGUGGUGCUCCAGCUGCUGCUGCCCAUCCCCGUCAGGCCUGGCUCUACCAGGCCCCGGGGAGCGGUGGUGUGGCCUCCCACUCUCCCAGCCCCAGCCGCUCCUCUGCUCCCAAGCCUGCAGAGAUACCUGCGGGGCCAGGUGGGAGCACUGGAGCUGCCAGCCCUCAAUUCAAAAAAGGCCAGCAAGAGACCACCUCACUAGGAUCUUCCUGGGCUGGGAAAGGACCUAAGAAAGCUGUGCCCCAGGGAGAGACAGGCUCUGAAAGGCACUGCACAACUAAGGAAAACAGACCUCCCAGAAGGAAAUUGUUGUAUGGACUAACAAAUACACUGAGGCUACGACUGCAGCAGAACAACCCUGAUAAGCUGAUAAUCCAUGAAAGGAGAGAGCAGUACAGAAAAAAGCAAAUGGAGAUGCUGAAGCGGAGAAGCCCUUUAUCCAAAAAUAUGCCACUCAGAAAUGCUGGAGAACAGGAUGCGGUUUCUUGCAGGCAUUGUAGCAAGGGAGACCCUUCAAAGCAGAAUAAUCGGUUUGAUAAAAAUGUUGAGACUUCAUUACAAAACAGUGUUCUCACUGAGUAUGUUUCCAUGAUGGAAGAUAUGUCCCCUAAUGUGAAGAAACCGGCUAUUGAAAGCCUGUUGAAGAAUGAUGGCAUUGUAAACAAAGAACAUCUAUGCAAGGUGACUGCAGCCCCCUUAGUGGAUGAACCUGUAUUAAAAUCCACAAACAAGGAAAAUUAUGCGAAAACCCAAUUUCCAGCAGCUUUCUCAGGAGAUGCUAAUGUGAAGGGGAGUAAUGAAGAAGUGAGAGACUUAAUCCAUCAUAAAACCACAGACCAUGAUGAUGUGUCUGUUUCAAAUGAUCAUAAACCAAGCCCCAGCAGGAGUGUUGAAAACAACUCUGAAUUCAUAUACUCAGAUGACUUUGUUGCUAGUCCUGGGAACACAAAUUAUUCAGAAGAUUUUACCAGUUUUGAGUGUACGGGCAGAGACUUGGAAGCUCUUGAGAGCAGUCCUGAGCCUCCAUGGCCUGAAAGCCCAAAGCAAAGUUGCUCAGAUGCAGAGUCGGAAUCCAGCAGGUCCAGAAUUUCAAAGACAAGUCAAAGACGUGAAAGUACUUCAGAUCUUCUGCCAAUUCCCUCAGUUUCAUCUCCAGUCCAGUCUUUGAAGAGAAACCAUGACUUGAAAAACAGCAUGCGAAGCAGUGUUGAAUCUGUUGAUUCUCGUAAUGAUGCCUUCAUUCAACCAAGGUUUUUAGAUGAAGAGCAGGAAGCCCAACAGAGCAGUAAGGAGGAGAACAGGGGUGAUGGGCAUGUUAAACAAGUAUCUAUGCUGAGAAGCAAACAAGCUAAUUCUGACACUGAUGUGAAUAUAAGAAAGGGUCAGACCUCUGCAGGAAAAAGCCAGUCAGUAACUCAAGUGAGCUCUUACUUGUCGUCUAACAUGUCUGAUAUUGAAGUUAGCGUCCUGGAAAACAGUAUGCCAGACAAAGAGGAUGAUUUUCUGGGAAAACUCUCUCUUCCUAGUCAAUACAAAGACAUUAGUGAACUUGUAAUAAACAAACUUCCAGGAUACACAAUGUAAUUGCAAGUUUUCACUGCCUGGAUUAAGAGAUUAUAUUUGAACUUUAUAAGGCCUGUUAGAUUUAGCUGCAUUAUUUAAGUCUUUAUCAUGCAUAUUUAAUACGUAGGUGAAUUUACUUAAAAGGUUUUUAAAAUAAACUACUAUUUGAAUCUCUAACAAAUAGCUCCUAAAUGGUACGUACCGCAUAAUCUCCACAAACGUAAUCCAAACAGCACAAGAAACAUAAUUUACUGUCAAAAGCAGAAAUGAAGACAGAAGCAGCAAAUGCAGUCACUACCCACAAGACCUGUCCAGGGUAGAAGGACUUCUGUAUUACAGAAACAGACAAGUACAAAGCAGCAUUUGUAACUGAACAUUGUUUAACCCCUCAUGAAAAUAUUUUUCCACCAAUAUUUUUAUCUAAAAAUAAGUAGAUGAAAUUAUCCAUAUAUUAAAGGAAUCUCUGGCCAGAGUAAUUUGUACAUUUUCUCUGUUUCAUCAGCUCCAAUACCAAAAUUCUUUUUUCUUGUAAUGCUGUGGACUUCUUUGAUACUCAUGGGUUCAGACUGUCAUUCAUACAUCGCAGUAAUUCUGAUUUUAUUGAUGGAACUUGCAGUUCUCAUUGGCAAAACUGUUAUUAAAAUACAGUGCUGCCCAACCAUUUUUUCCGUGCAGCUAUUUAAAUGAGUUGCUAACACUAAGAGUUCGCAAUUUAAAGAUCAUUACUUAAGUAAAGUUUAUUUUAAAAAUAAAGUGUCCUUUCAACCCCAUAUGGGCUGAAACUCAAGUGCAAAUUCCCAGUCCGUUUUUUAUCCCCUAUCCGAUCUUCACUUUUCUGUUUCCAGAGGCAAAUAUGGUAGGAACAAUAUUUCUUUUGUUUAAAUAAUGAAACUAAUCUCUUUUAAAAUAAAUUUAUUUAAAAUAAAUUUAUUUUAUUUAAUAACAUUUAUAAUGUUUCUGUGUAAUAGUAUUUAUAAUUUUAUCAGGAAAACGAUGAAAAUGACAGAAAAUGCAUACUAGGAAGACAAUAGGAGACAUUACACAAAACCAGCGUAUCAGCCUCAUGCUAACACGCUUUAGUUUCCUUUUGUCAUUUCAAAUAUAAAGGCAGGGUAGUUAUUGCAUGGAGAGGUUAACAUAGUCUUUUCAGAUAUUGUCUAUGUUGUGAGGGUAAAUGAAAUUUUAUUUAAUAUUCAAACAGCAACUCAGUCAACAAAAAUGUGAAAGAACUUUGUGUCACGGAUUUAUCAUCGAAAACUCACAAACCAAUAUAUUGGCAAGAAGUACUGGCUAAUGACAAGGAUAGUCUAAAUGUCAACACAACAGAGGAAAACAGAUAUUUACUAUCAGUAUAAACUACAAAAAAAAGCCAUCAAAUUCCCCUUUGCACAAAUCCUGUAACAGUCUACACUCAACUCAUUAUACUAGCCAGCCAAUUUUGUCAUUAUGGCUUACAUCCUUUACCCCUGUGAUCCAGUUGUUAACGUCAGAGGUUUAAUAAGAGAUUUCUCUACUUUAAUGGAAGUAUUACUCCAAUUUUUCAUAGACGUAAUUUCUAAAUUGUAAGAGCUAAAUUGCAUGACUUGUGUUUGUGCUGGGGACAUGGCAAUAUGCUGGAAAAAACAAAUAAUAGUAGCAUAUUCUCUGCAGUUCUUGCACAGCCUUCCCAGAAGUAGCAUAGAUACUUCAGAUUAUGUGCCUGUUUCUUGCAUACUCCAUAGCAUCUCAGGAAGCAGAACCACAAUGGUAGAGUUGGGGUCUUAAAGGGAAGUAUCAGGAGAAGUGUCAGUACUCUCUCUCUGGUAGCUCUGCACUGCUAUUCUGAUUCAGUCCCGAGAAAGCCAAUGGAUUGGAAAACCACUUUACCAGAAAACAACUCAAGUAAAACGGUUCCCUAAGAGCUGCUUCACAGACUAAAGAAAGAGCAUACAGAUGAAAAGUCAACCCCUGUCCCCCUAUACAUGAAAAGCUUUAUUUGAAAACUCAGCUUUUUGAGGAAUAAUAUCUAACUUCCAAAUGCAUUCAAUCCGUGGUUCUUUGUCAGAGUUCCUGGCAACAUUAUUAAUUAGUAGUCGUUACAGAGGGCUCUUAUCCACUGUGAGACUGAUGUAAAACCAGAAUGGUUUCUUGCAGUCCCCCAGCCUUCUGCUUGUCAGAGCUUUCAGUUGUCACUGAAGGUUGAGCGAUCCCCAUGAACUGGUGCUCUCUGUUACAGAUUUGUUACGUUUGAUAGAGCCAAUGGCUAGCCAUAACGCAGUGGCACAAACCCAAAAUUUCUACUAAAAGCUCCCUGUUUCCUAAUUUCCCAUAGCCCUCAGAGAUUUCAGAUAAAUUUUGACUGAAUUUGCUGUGGUUUUUGUUUUGGUCUCAUUGACCCAUUAACUCUAAAAUAUUUCCUGUUUCACACUAUUAAGCAGUAAACUACAGUUACUUAAAGUUUUGCAUUGUUUUUGGUUACACUUUAAACUUCACUACAGUGAAAUUAAAAUGUGAGAAGUAAUUACCUGAGUUUAUUGUAGAAUCUCACCAAACAAAGCCAUCUAGCUUCUUACUUUUGACUUGUUACUUUUGCUACUGAUCUUUGCUUUAAAUCUGUACAAUAUUCUAGAAAUAAGGUGGGUGAGUUUUCAAAACCAUAGUUUUAUUGCUUAAGAUAAAGCUGGUUAAAUCAGCUGAAAUAAAAUUGAAAUUAAUAUUUCAUCACAAACCCCCAAACAAUAAAUAAAUUCUUAGAUACAUUAAUUCUCAGAAUUUAUGGCCCUAAACCAAGUUUUCUCUGAUUGUCUUUUAAAGUGUUAUUUCAACAUACUAUCUAUUAAAAUAAAGUUAGGUAGCCAGUACUGUAUAACUGGUGGUGUGAUGGGAAAAGCAGGAUACCAAAGACUGACAAUUUGGGUCACUUUACCUCUUCUAACGUAAAGUUUUCCUGCUGCAAGGUAAUGGCUAGGAAGAUUUCUAAGAAGUCCCAACCAGGCAUGUUUUUCCCACUUCAUUUUUUAUUCCUCUGCUCUCAGCACUCUCAUUAGACGAUAUAGUUUCUUUUCUGUUUGUGAUUUCUCUGAUUAUAGUUCCUGCAACCUAUUUUACAAUUUGUAAUCCUGUCAUCAUUUUGGAAGCCCUUUUCCUCAGUUUUCUGAAAUUAUAUCCAGCUUUGGUAACUGUGUAAUUGAAUUUUUUGGCAGAGUUACUCAUCCUUGCUAUUUUCAUUUUUCCUAAAUCCCAGUAUUUUUUGAUGCCUGCUAUUGUAAUAAUUCUGUUUCUCUUCAUAUAAGUGCUGCUCAAAGUUAAAUGCUAGUUAUUUAGAAAUCUUUGGGACUUUGCUUUCCUUUUCUCACCAUUUGUCACCAGCAUCUACUUUACUGCUUGCUCAGCUUUGAUUGUCUAGAAAGAAGUCAAAUAAUUCAAUCUUACAUUCAUAUACUUAAAAGGUUUAGUUGACUUCUACAUGCAGGAUCUUCACCAGCUCCUGUGAAAUGCGUAUUCAGAGCUGCAGAGUGACCAUCCAGGACUGUGAACAUUUGCCUAUGGUUAUCAGACAUCAGGUUUCUCUACCUCUCCCAAACCCUGCCUUUAGAAUCACAGAAUGGUUGGGGUUGGAAGGGAUUUAUGGAGAUCUGCUAAUCCAAAUCCCGGCUAAAGUAGGCUCACCUAGUGCAGGCUGCACAGGAACACGCCCAGGCAGGUUUUGAAUAUCUCCAGGAAGAUAUUCAAUAGCAGAAAGAAAACCCUUUUCUAAAGUUUUGAUUUCCAAACUAACCUUUUUUUUCUAAGAUGUCUGAGGCCAUUUCUGUGAGAACAGAUGCUGGCUUUAAUUUAAUAUUCAUUUAGAGCUAAUGGCAAUCACAUCUGCUAUAGCUAAUGUCUGCUACCAGCUAUCUGCUUGGGUUUUCCAUCCUCCCUUUUAGUCAGUGUACUGUUUGGUUUUAAUUUCAGUUUUGGUCAUAUUCAGAUUCUUUCAUUGUUUUAAAUUCCCUGUGUGUACGCAGUUCUAUUAUGUAGAGUCACCAGGAUGAGCUGCAGCUUCACUGACAUUUUUGUGCUUGGCAUUGACAUUCACCUGUUUGAACGAUUUUUGAUUUUUUCUGGCUUUUAUGGUUUCACUUGUCUGAAUUUUGUAUGACAGUUGUAAUGUAAAUUUCCCCUGACUUUACAGAUUUGCUUGUAUAUUCCCAGGAAGUGAGUCAAUGUUCUCUAUUGGUUUCUAGAGGAUGAAUAUGAAUGUCUCAUUCUAGAGAAAACAGUAUUAAUCUUCAGUUCUGCAGAGACCUCUGCAAGUGAUUCAUUUACCAAUUGUUUAAAAUAAUAUAGCUUGGUAGAGGAAAUGUUUGAAUAACAUCUGAGAUACACAGUACACCUAACUGAAUUAACAUUGCAAGACUGAUUCAGGUACAGUUAAUAAAAAUAAACCAACAAACACUCAAGUGUUAAGUAAAAAACCUUCAGAUUAUAUGCAUUUAUUCUAAUCAUAAACUUUUUUCAAACAUUUUGGGUGAAAGUCUAAUAAUUUCCUUCAUAUAUUCCAGUAUCUGAGCUAGUUCAGGUAAGAAUUUGGUUCUCCACAUAUCCAUUAACAGAAGGUAGCCGGUUUUCAAAGGGAAGCAAAAGUAUUUACAUGGUCAAAUCCCCUGAAAUUCUAUGGGAAUUAGUCACCUCAAAAAAAAAAGGUCACAGAAUGGAAACCUGUGUGGAGGGUUUUAACUGUAUUAUCUCUUGGCAUGCAAAAAUGUUUUUGAAAGAAGAUAAGUCAUACUUCAAUAAAUAUUUGCAGAGCCAUUUGGAAAGUUUAGUGAUGUCAUGAUUGAAAGAAACUCCCUUGGUGUCAAGGAAAUUCCAGCUCCAUUCCUCUUGUCUUUAACUGUCACUAGAUUUAGUAUUUUUCCUGUCCCUUAUCCUUGUACUAAGAGUACAUAACGUUUGACUCUCCCCUAAAUUUCAGUGCCACCAUGCAGUCCUUCUUGUUAUUCCUCACAGUAUCUCCAGAACCUUAUUUCAGGGACUGCCUGUCCUGCCCCUUCCAAAUCACUGCUGUUCCUGUCACCUUGAUGCUUUGACUAUUCCAGCUUCUCCUGAUCACAUAUUUCAUGCCAUUUCUAGAAGUCAGCUUACCCAUACUGAUCAUCUGAAAAAAAUCCCUGAACACUUCUCAGACACCUUUACUGGCUUAUUCUCAUCUUUGAUAUCAAACUGAAGAUCUGCCCAUUGUCUGCUGGGUUCUGAAUGAUUUAUCUCUUUCCUGCUUCCAUGCACCUUAGUUUCCUACUCUGUGCCCAUUUUAA
Molecule: messenger RNA, 7785 nt
Organism: Cuculus canorus (common cuckoo)
Lineage: Eukaryota; Metazoa; Chordata; Aves; Cuculiformes; Cuculidae
Gene: MAP10
Product: microtubule associated protein 10
Exons: 1
Coding region: 98-2530 (810 amino acids)
Biological process (GO): cytoplasmic microtubule organization; mitotic spindle midzone assembly; positive regulation of cytokinesis
Cellular component (GO): midbody; mitotic spindle pole; centrosome
Molecular function (GO): microtubule binding
Source: RefSeq, a predicted model, not a curated record